UGGGCUCAGCUGUUUGUGUCGCGUCGCGUCGCGUCAUCGCGUUUCGUUUACCUCGCUUGCGGUUUCCAUGUCGGCGUGUUUUUGGGCCUUCGUGUCGUCGUUACCGUCGGAAUAGUCAGUAGAAUUAUCACCAUGGUGCCCAAUUGCACGGUUGAACUCAACAAGUUGAUGAACGAGUUGGAAAUAAGCGAACUGGAGGCUCCGACUGGAGUUAUAACCGCACAAGCCUAUAUGCGACUGCUGGCUGUCUACCUCCAUCAGAAUGAUCUGUGCAACGCGAAGUACCUCUGGAAGCGAAUCCCUCCGGACAUGAAGACCGCCCACGAAGAGCUCGGACGGGUAUGGACGGUAGGGCAAUCCAUGUGGCAACGCAACUGGCCCGCGGUCCACGCGGCCCUAAACGUGGAAUGGAGUGAAGACAUCAAAGACGUUAUGACAGUCCUCAAAGACAAUGUACGAGAACGAGUGAUGAGGCUGAUAUCGAAGGCGUACUCCUCCCUGAACCUGGCGACCAUGGCGACGAUGAGCGGUAUGUCGUUGGACGAGGCGCGACAAGCCGCCAUCGACAGAGGCUGGAACGUAGACGGCACCAUAGUGCAACCGCGCAAACAGAUCGACGAGGAACAGUACGAUGAAUCGGACAAGAUCUGCCUGACGGAGGACCAGCUGCAGAAGCUCACGCAAUUCGUGUCCUUCCUGGAAAAUUGAGAGAGCUUCGCCGUUCCCCGAUCCUCGUGACAAUUUCCUCUCAUAAUCGCUCGUUACUUUCGAAGGGAUAUGGGCGUUUGCAGGAUUCAGGAAAAGGAACAGCCCCGUUUUUGCCACACUACCACCGUUGCUGCAAUUACACACCACCAUACUAUAAUUAUUCAAUAAAUUACAAUUACGCCGUCACACUCUGGGAGUUUGUAGAAAUAAUCGCGCGGUGGUUACGAGAGCGGAUCGCGCGCGGAAAAUAGCGGAUCCAGGCGUGAUAAAAAGGAUAAUAAACGUCCCGUUCAUAGCGCAACGAUAUCACUUUCGUCUCGCCUCGACGCGAGAUCACGCGCGUCAAUCGCAGCGGGCGGCGAUAUAGCGGCGAUUCGACUUUUAUUUUUUCUCGCCGCGAAGCGUAAAAAUUGAGCGCCCGAACGCCGCCUAAGGUGUAUACCUAGACACUAAUUCCUUACGUAAUCCGAGUGUGAAAUAUUUGUCCACGAUCGCGUCGUAUGAUAAUCCCGUCGUAAAGCGCGUCGACAGCGAGAAAAUCGCGGAGGAAGAAAUCAAAGGCAUGCUGUCGUUAUAACCAUUUUUUUAAAUAGACUUUAUACUGUAUAUGUUAUUACAAAUAUUUACAAAUAGAGACUGUAUAUCAUUAUAAUUUAUUGUAGUAUAAUUUUUUGGCUUAUCUUUAAAACAGACCGUUCUCUCUUAUAAUUUUAUUUAAUUAAACCAUGGAAAGAAUAUGAAAGGAACAGAUAAAAACGGGAAAAAUAAAUCUGAAAAAUUGAAUACUCUGUCAAUGAAUAAUCUAUAUAAAUGCAACUCUAAACAAUGCCGUGUUUAAUAGUCAAACUAAGA
Messenger RNA from Temnothorax curvispinosus, 1560 nucleotides. It is a transcript of the gene CSN8, whose product is annotated as COP9 signalosome complex subunit 8. NCBI's taxonomy places the organism in Eukaryota, Metazoa, Arthropoda, Insecta, Hymenoptera, Formicidae. Gene Ontology annotation, biological process: COP9 signalosome assembly; protein deneddylation. The transcript has 5 exons. Gene Ontology annotation, cellular component: COP9 signalosome. Bases 133 to 708 code for a protein of 191 amino acids. The record is from RefSeq and is a predicted model, not a curated record.